AUGGAGAGAAUAUUCCGUACGGGAGGGACGACAUCAGACCCAAAGGUCUCCUUCUACUCUCGCGACGAGCUCCACCGCAUCACUCGCCAGCUAGGCGAUACUCUAAUUCACGCCGGACUCCAGCCAGGAGAUCGCGUGGCAAAUCUUUACUAUAAUGGUGAGCUCUAUAUGGGCUUUUUGAUCCAGCUGCUUGCGUGGCUGGAUACCAAUGUACCAUAUUUCCAGCUUCCUAUCAGUGGAGUCGUUGAUAUCGAAGCCACUGUGUGGCCUCUGCGAGAAUUCAAAGUCACGGUCGCGAUGGGCAUGACCACAACUUUAAUUUGGAUUGCGGAAUAUGUCAUCAGUCUGUAUAGCGGAGAAGGUCUAUUCAGCGACCAAACGGCGUUGUUGGCCAAAGCUUUUCCUAAUGUCGUUGUCAGACCUCUGAUGUAUGGAUCCGUGGAUGGUGGUCUGAUUGCCAUCCCUACGCAUGACGCUGAUCUCGAAAGUCGCGCUGGUGCACCUGUCUAUGUUCCAAAUUCCCCGAAUGUCGUGGCCGAGAUUUUGAGAGAAGGAGGGAAACCUAUUACCAAUGAGGAAGAAAGAGGUAUUCUCCAUGUUACGGAUCUCUCCAGACGACUGAUGCCUAUCAUCCGAUAUCCAACAGGAGAUGUCGCCGAAUGGGUUGACUUUUCUCGCAAGCAAUUUGUCCUUCGUGGACGUGAUUUGAUUGGGUUUAAGAUCGGCCCUGCCUCAUAUGAUUUCAGACAUCUUCGCGAAAUUGUUGUGAAAACCUUAGGCUCCGAUAAUAUCCAGGGCUUCCAGACUGUGGCGCGGCGUAAAAACGGAAAGGAUGAGCUAGUAUUUUGGAUCGCAGGCUUUGGGACUAACCGGGCUGAGGGCUAUGAGAACCUCGAUAAGGCUCUAAAAACACACACAACGCAGUAUGCCAGUGGCCUGGCGGCAGGUUAUAUCAAUCCACUCGCGGUCGGGUGGAUUGACGUCAAGGACUUGUAUCAUAAUCCUAGAACUGGUAAACUACGUGAGACUGUGGAUCAACGAUUCUAG
Molecule: messenger RNA, 1047 nt
Organism: Penicillium cosmopolitanum
Lineage: Eukaryota; Fungi; Ascomycota; Eurotiomycetes; Eurotiales; Aspergillaceae
Exons: 2
Coding region: 1-1047 (348 amino acids)
Source: RefSeq, a predicted model, not a curated record